Molecule: messenger RNA, 783 nt
Organism: Silurus meridionalis
Lineage: Eukaryota; Metazoa; Chordata; Actinopteri; Siluriformes; Siluridae
Gene: txnl4a
Product: thioredoxin-like 4A
Exons: 4
Coding region: 152-580 (142 amino acids)
Biological process (GO): mRNA splicing, via spliceosome
Cellular component (GO): U4/U6 x U5 tri-snRNP complex; U5 snRNP; spliceosomal complex
Source: RefSeq, a predicted model, not a curated record
GAGCAGGGGUUUAAAACGCAAACGCUUGCAUGUGACGUCACUUUCUGGUACAGGGUGCAUACGGCUGUGUGUUUGCGGCGCAGCAGCAACAACAAAGCGAAUAAAGUGCUUCUUGUUUUUAAUUAAAGGUCAACUAUCUUCUUGAGCCAAGAUGUCGUACAUGCUUCCUCAUCUCCAUAACGGCUGGCAGGUGGACCAGGCCAUUUUAUCCGAAGAGGAUCGCGUGCUUGUUAUCCGGUUUGGCCACGACUGGGACCCCACGUGCAUGAAAAUGGAUGAAGUUUUGUACAGCAUUGCGGAAAAGGUGAAGAAUUUCGCAGUGAUUUACCUGGUGGAUAUCACAGAAGUUCCAGAUUUCAACAAGAUGUACGAGUUGUAUGACCCCUGCACGGUCAUGUUCUUCUUCAGGAACAAGCACAUCAUGAUCGACCUGGGCACAGGUAACAACAACAAGAUCAACUGGACAAUGGAGGACAAACAGGAGAUGAUCGACAUCAUCGAGACGGUGUACAGAGGAGCGCGCAAAGGACGAGGUCUCGUCGUGUCUCCUAAAGAUUAUUCAACCAAAUACAGAUACUAACUCUAUUUAUUCAUACGUAUUCAGAGACGUUACCCCUGGAUGGACACCUCACUGAGACAUCACGUAUACAUACAGACUGAAAAGAGACCCGGUCUUGUCUUAAAGAUCCUUUUCUUUUUUUUUUUUUUUUCUUCACCGCAGCUGAAAACGUGUCGCGUUUUGUUUAAAUGUUGUGAAUAAAUGUUUUUGAUAUUAUUCGGAAA